UCCUGCUCUUCUCGGUGGUCGGUUUUAAUCGCGAUUGCAUUUUAAUCCUGUGUCCCGGUCUGCAGCCGAAGUUACCGCUUUGAACGGGUUUUAUAUCUGGUUGUCAAUUGUGCGCCGAUUGCAUCCUCCGUUCAAAGUCAUCUUUGCAGUUACUUUUCGCAACUCGCGUGUGUAGUUUUACAGGUGCUAACAGUUAGUUAUAAUCUGUUAUUUCAAAGGAAGCGAACGGGUUUCUUGCCGUGGCAGUGCGGGAGAAAAGCAAAUAGUCUGGUGUGCUGCAAUCCCUCCAGCAAAUGGUGCUUUGAGAGUAGCGGAAGAAGAUUUGUUAAAACGAAACAAGUGUGAAAUCGUGCUUCGGAGUGAAAUCCAACCCUCUGUGAUCAGCCUUGAUUGCAGCUGCUGGUAGCAUCCUUGCCCCCGGUCACAAGCCGACCACCUGCGACCACUACCCAGUUUUCGCGUCACUACCUCCAGCCCAGCACGUCGACGAUUCUCCCAAAGUACGGAAGAAACCGCCGGCCUCACGAUGAACGUCGAAAUCACGCCCAACUACUCGUACAUCUUCGACUUCGAGAAUGAGUUCAUCCACCAGGACACGCGCGUGUGGAUGGUGAAGAACUGGACCUACGUGUUCUACUACUGCGGCAUCUACAUGGCGGUGAUCUUCGGUGGCCAGUACUAUAUGCAAAAUAGGCCAAGAUUUGAACUGCGAGGGCUGCUAGCGAUAUGGAACACACUGCUAGCCAUGUUCAGCAUAAUGGGUGCCUGCCGGACAGCGCCCGAGCUGGUCCACGUCCUGCGACACUACGGGCUUUUCCACUCCGUCUGCAUUCCUAGCUUCAUCGAGCACGACCGUGUCAGUGGUUUCUGGACAUGGUUGUUCGUCCUGUCGAAGCUGCCGGAACUGGGCGACACGGUGUUCAUCGUCCUGCGGAAACAGCCGCUCAUCUUCCUGCACUGGUACCACCACAUCACGGUGCUGAUGUACUCGUGGUUCUCGUACACGGAGUACACCGCCUCGGCCCGGUGGUUCAUCGUGAUGAACUACUGCGUCCACUCGGUGAUGUACUCGUACUACGCGCUGCGCGCCCUCAACUUCAAGCCGCCCCGCUCGAUCGCCAUGCUGAUCACGACGCUGCAGCUGACGCAGAUGGUGGUCGGCUGUGCGAUCAACAUCUGGGCCCACGGAUUCCUGCAGACGGCCGGCAAAAACUCGUGCAACAUCUCCGAGAUGAACAUCAAGCUCUCGAUCGCGAUGUACUUCAGCUACUUCGUGCUGUUCGCGCGCUUCUUCUACAAAACCUACCUCUCGACUAACGCGCGCAAGGGCAAGCGACCGAUCCAGGUGACGGCGUCCUCGACCGCCACCAGCGGCCAGUACAUCAGCUCCUCCGCGAGCAACGGCAAGUCGGACGUGCAGGCGCUGCUGGCCGGCCAGGCGACCAGCAAGAUCAAGGCACAGUAAACGGCCGCACCGAGGUCUGUUUUGGCCCGAUCUUCUGCACCACCCUGCGGUCCAUCAGCGGCGGCAAUUCAGCGCUUGACGUCCUUUUCUCCCUGCCUCUUCUGCUUCAUCUUAUAUUUAUCAACCAAGUUUGGCCACACGCGCUGCAGCUCUGAUCAACCAUAUUCUCUGGUGCUUGUGUGGGCGACAAAUUAGUGGCGUCGUCUCCCCCAUUCCUUUCAUCUCUGCCACUGCUACUCAAGUAGCGUUGUUGAGGCCGCUAUGGGAUGGGAGGAUCUACGUGGCCACUACAACCAUUUCCUCAAAUCCUCCCGGUUGGCGAUGACCGCUUAGAGCACAAUUCCAUAGAUGAUAAAUUCGCUCAACGUAAGGUCGGGAUACUAGGGUUAAUAAUUAAGACACCGGGACACCACCCCUCCCCCCAUUCCGCCGGGUGUUAUCCAGGUUAAACUUUCACCAACUAUGACGAACGUCCACCAACACGACAAUGUACAACCACCACUACCACCACCACCAUCUGCGCACGACUCCGUCAUUUGAGAUCGCACAUAAACAAAAAUGAUGCUAAUUCCAAAAAGAAAACCAUCCUCCCCUUUUGGCAAAGGAAACCUGCAAAAAAGCAAUAUCGCCACUUCGGGUGCCGUAAUUGUGGCUAUAUAUAAGCUUAGUUUUGGUGCAGCUUGUUUCUCUUGGAAAUUAAAAUGGCUUGCGGAGGGUACCAGGGAGAAAAUGACAGCUACUAUAUUUGGCCGCCAAAGGAUUCAACGGCCCACAGACACACAUAUAGACACAUUUACGCAACAAAAAUAUCCUGGACGGGAUAUGUUAUUGGACAUCAGCAAAGUUAAGUGACAACUACUUCGGCUUAAAAAGCAAACAAAAAACAUCCCAUCCGUGGUGAAACGUUACUUGAAUGGGGUGGGAAUGGGAAAGGCAACCUAUCGGGGAAGGAAGGACUGUUUAAGUUAGUGUACAUCUUAUGGUAGUUGCUACUCUUUUUGUUUCUUUUUAUUUGUUUAUAUUUUUCUUUUGUUCCAUUUUUCUUCUCUCUGUGUUGUAUCAUUUCUGGGAGUUAGAUAUAUAUAUAGUGAAAGUAAUAAUACUUGUACAGAGGUGUGAAAGCGAAGCUGAACUAUGAAGAAUUUGUAAGGUUUUUGAUUUUCGUCCGGAAAAUAAACUAUCUUUAAGUAGGGAAGGAGGAGGCGAGAUUUCCAUCGAACACAGUUGAAAAGGAAAGGAG
Messenger RNA from Anopheles coustani, 2705 nucleotides. RefSeq names its product elongation of very long chain fatty acids protein 6 (gene Baldspot). The record is from RefSeq and is a predicted model, not a curated record. Gene Ontology annotation, biological process: fatty acid elongation, monounsaturated fatty acid; very long-chain fatty acid biosynthetic process; fatty acid elongation, polyunsaturated fatty acid. Gene Ontology annotation, cellular component: endoplasmic reticulum membrane. Gene Ontology annotation, molecular function: fatty acid elongase activity. NCBI's taxonomy places the organism in Eukaryota, Metazoa, Arthropoda, Insecta, Diptera, Culicidae. The coding region runs from base 527 to 1465 and encodes 312 amino acids. The transcript has 4 exons.